AUGGCCGACGAUGGAGGCGAUGUCGGGGAACAGUUGCUUAGGAAUUCGAAAAGCAGAUUUUUAUCAAGACUUCCAAUAUGGGCUCAAUUCGACAGUUGGAUUGACGAAAUUCCGACGAAACGUCGUGCUGAGUUUGAGGUCGUAAAGUCCGCCAUGCUUGUUCACUGUGAUUAUCCCGCCAUAGUAAUAAAUCGUAUAGGAAGUGAAAGUGGAGUUCAUUCACCUGAAAAUGCUACGCAACAGUUCACGAAUUUUGUAAAUACCGUUCAUCAAACCAAAUUAUUCAAACAUCAAGGUACCGGACUUCCCGCAGCCAAUCUUUUUGCUCUACUAGCUGACAUUUUUUCAUCUAUUCCUGAAUAUGAAUCAGAGACAGGUGUCAUCAGACAAAACCUGAAAAUGCAUUUGAAGCUGAUGCUUGACGAAGAAAAUGAAUGGGAAACGAUGUUUUUCAACACAAAUUUCGUGCGGUCAGUAUACUGGCAAUUACUGUUCACACUUCGUCUAAUACCGUUCGAAGCAGACAAUCAACCAGAGGAAAUGAUAGAGGACGACGAAAAUCGUCCAAAACUCAUGUUCGCUUCGUUCGUUGUAGCCGUUUUGGUUGGUGUUCUUCAUGGUCGUGAAGACAAACUUUCCCCGAAAAUUCCAAUAGAUGCUACCCAAGUUGCUCAACACUUUGUUACACUUAUUUCAUCUCCACACUUCCGGACACUUUCUCAAUUUUUUCUUGUUGGUCUCUGGUGCCUCAUUCAAUAUAAAGUUGGAGGAGGAACUGUCACAGUUGACGACGAAACACGAUUGACAGCCAGCGAAAUGAGGGAACGGAGUCGGAAAUAUCUACUGCGACAUCCUGAUCCAAAGCUCGUCCUAGACUCACGGAGGAAAAUCGGCGAUGAUACCAUGACUGAGGAAAUGCAGUUAGAGUGGGAAUCAAACACAAUUCUCUUACAUGGACAAGGAAAGCUCAAGUCUCCAGAUGGCUUCAGAAUAGUUAAGAAAGGAGGCCGCCCACGUAAAUAUCCGAUCAGUCAGAAUAGAAAAAGAAGACAAGAAGAAGCUCUGGUUAAUGAUGAAAUUGAACAACAACGCAAAAAACAAGAACAACAGCGGUUACAACAACUGCAGCAGCUACAGCGAAUGGAACAAAAGAAGCAGCAACAACAGCAACCGCAAAGGAAGAGCUUGAAUCGUUUUCAAAAAAAAUCGACGCGAGGGUCACCAAGAAAACAGAUAAGAGACGCUCGACAAGGCAAAGUGGAUCAGGGACAAGAUCCCGCACCGUCGACAUCAGCUGCCAUUCCAUCGAAACCUGUGCAUCCCAAGAAAGUGGUUCCAACUGCCGAAGAAGUUGGACUUUGCACUCCACUUUACGUCGUACAGGCUGAUUUUCUGAAACAUUUUGAAGAAGAGUGUGCCAGGCGGCGGGAAGGUUACCACCGAGAAGAAGAAAAAGGAAGAGCUGAAAAGAUUGUUUUUGAGUCGUUGUCAGAGAUACAUCAUGUUGCUCGACAGACAUUCAAAACGAAACCCCGUCCUCUCAACGCAGAUCAAAAGUUAGUGAUGGAGAAAUUUAAAAAAGACUGGCGCCGCGGUAACGUCCCUGAAGAUGCUCAAUUCGAAGAGGAAGAGGAAGAUGUGCAUGGUGAUGAAGAAUAUGAAGACGUUCCAGCACCUGAAGUUGUGACUCAAAAGGUUGCAAAAAGUGGAGGAAAAGCACCGAAGAGGUGGAAGCGGCGUUAUUAG
Molecule: messenger RNA, 1746 nt
Organism: Caenorhabditis remanei
Lineage: Eukaryota; Metazoa; Nematoda; Chromadorea; Rhabditida; Rhabditidae
Exons: 5
Coding region: 1-1746 (581 amino acids)
Source: RefSeq, a predicted model, not a curated record